AUAUUUGCAUAUGAACUCCGAUCGAUCGAUCUCGCGUCACAUCCGGCAUAUAUCUGUUUUCAGGGAAGCAAAAGAGACCUAGAAUAAUCGCAAAAAAACUGGAUAUUCUUCAAAAUUAGCCGUAACAGACACUGUAGAGACCUUGAGAGGUAAUACACCUACCAAUAUGUUGAGGAAUUUUGCUGCAGGCCUUUAUAGGGAAUGCUCAAAAGGAGUUGGAACAGCUUCGUUUUUGAGAGUUCGUCCACAAGUCGCCACAUCGCAACAUGGGGCAUCAUGCAGUAGCGGCGCCGGGGAGGAAGCACAUGAUGACCCAAACUUCUUUGAGAUGGUGGAACUAUUUUACGACCGAGGGGCUGCCCUGGUUGAAGACAGACUCGUAGACACACUCAAGGGACCAGGAUCGGAAAAUGAGAAAAGACUAAAAGUUCAAGGAAUCUUGAGACUGCUCAAACCAUGCAACCAUGUACUCAGUAUCAACUUCCCUCUGCUAAGAGACGACGGUUCUUUUAAAAUGAUUCAAGCUUACAGGGCUCAGCACAGCCAACAUCGAACACCAUGCAAAGGAGGUAUAAGAUACAGUGAGGACGUGAGUGAGGACGAGGUCAAGGCGUUGGCAUCUCUGAUGACGUACAAGUGUGCCGUGGUGGAUGUCCCCUUCGGCGGCGCUAAGGGCGGGAUCAAGAUCGACCCGAGAAAGUUCUCUGAGAGAGAACUAGAGAAGAUCACAAGGAGGUUCUGCAUGGAACUAGCCAAGAAGGGCUUCAUUGGACCUGGUAUUGACGUACCUGCUCCCGACAUGGGUACAGGCGAGAGGGAGAUGAGCUGGAUGGCUGAUACCUAUGCUAUGACCAUCGGUUAUCAAGACAUCAAUGCACAUGCUUGUGUUACAGGAAAACCAAUCACACAGGGUGGUAUACAUGGUCGUAUCUCAGCUACGGGGCGUGGUGUGUACCACGGUGUAGAGAACUUUGUUAACGAGGCUUCCUAUAUGAGCCUUAUCGGUCUCACUCCAGGCUUCGGUGACAAAACAUUCAUCGUACAGGGUUUCGGUAAUGUGGGUCUUCAUUCCACCAGAUAUCUUCAUAGAUAUGGAGCUCGGUGCGUAGGAGUGAUGGAGAUAGACGGUAGCAUCUAUAACCCCAAUGGCAUCCAUCCGAAGGAACUUGAAGACUACAAGCUGGAGCAUGGUACCAUCGUAGGCUUUCCUGGAGCAGAGCCCUAUGAAGGGAACCUCCUGACGGAACAGUGUGACAUCCUGGUACCUUGCGCGGGAGAGAAACAGAUCACAGCUGACAAUGCCAGGGACAUCAAGGCCAAGAUCAUUGCCGAGGGUGCCAAUGGCCCUACUACCCCUGCUGCAGAUAAAAUCCUUUUGGAAAAGAAAGUCUUAGUUAUACCGGACAUGUUCAUCAAUGCCGGUGGUGUGACCGUAUCAUACUUUGAAUGGCUCAAGAACCUCAACCAUGUUAGCUACGGUCGUCUAACCUUCAAAUACGAGAGAGAUUCCAACACACACCUCCUUCAGAGUGUACAGGAGAGCUUGGAAAGGAAGUUUGGUCGCCAUGGUAGCGGCAUCCCCAUCACCCCUUCAGAUCAAUACAAGGAUCGCAUUGCUGGCGCCAGCGAGAAGGACAUCGUCCACAGUGGUCUUUCAUACACCAUGGAGAGGUCUGCUAGGCAAAUCAUGAGGGCAGCGAUGACAUACAACCUUGGUCUCGACAUCCGAACGGCUGCCUAUGUUUCAUCCAUUGAGAAGAUCUUCACUACCCAUUAUCAAGCCGGUCUUUCCUUUACAUAAACUCGUCCCUCACGAAACCUCAAACCAUAAAUAUAUUAUUAAAUAGUAAUAAUGUCAAAGGAGUAAUCAUAGUUUAAACGGCCAUGUAUUGAAAAAUUUUGCCAUCGAGUUAUCUUUCACUUUACAACAUCAACAACAGCCCACUAUCUAGUCGUUCUCUCCUUUUACAUAAACUGGCAUUGCCUAAAAUACCUAAAUAUAUUAUGAAAUUGUAACAAUGUUUUAAGGAGUAAUCAUAGUCUAAAUUAGUUGAAAUACCAUAUAUCCUUGAUACACAAUGCAGUGAGUUCGAAAAUCUUUUCAUUUCACUAUUUAAAGUAUACAAUUGUGAAGGAAGAUUUGUUUAAUGUUAUUGCAUAAUAAAUAUAAUGUGUUUUUAAUAUUGUAUGGUAGGUUAUUUGGUGCUGUAUUAUAUUCAUAACUUAAUACCUUAGCUUGAUGAAAUAUUAACUUCCAAGAUACAUGAGCAGCUGUGUGAGCUGUCAUAAUUUUUGGGAAAUUAGUAGAUUUGAUUUCUGGGAGACGGUGAGAACGUCAUUGUUUCCUAAUUCUACCUGUCAGAGUGUAUUGCUAUGUAUGGUGUAAAAAGUGAUUAGAAUAUUAAAUAAAUAUUUUUAAAAAAUGAAAAGAAUAACAGAGACAAGAUAAAAAUAAAAAUGCAAUUACAUAACUCUGUUACCAAGUAAUCUUAAUGGUUGUAUACAAUAUCAUCAUGGAACAUGAAUAAUCCAAAUAAUGUAUUGAUGAUGUGUGGUUUAUCAGCUAAAAUGAAAUAUUACUACAACAAUUAAUGUGGUGGAACGGUGCACACAGAAUAUAUGAUUUGAACCCUUGAAAGAAGCAAUAAAAAAGAAACUGAAUCUCUAUUUCCAAUAUUGCUUUUCUUUUGUUAUAUGGAGUAUGAAAAAUAUUGCAGUAUUUGUUUUGAAUUAUAAUAUUAUCGCCUCUGUAAUGUGUGUAUUGUGUGUGAAGCAGCCUUUACAAACAGUACAAAACUACCCCAAAGAAUAUAACUUUUAACUUGUGUCUUAUUUAGUUUGAGUUUGUGUCAUCCGCAUAAGAUUAAUGUCUUUUAUGGGGAAAAAGAUUUAUUGUAUGAUUUGAAUAAUACAAUUGAAUUGAAUUGAAUUGAAGUGAAUAUAUACAAAGGUUUCUUCCUAAUUAUUUUUGUUUUCAUGAUUGAAUUAAUGUUCUUCAUGACGUAAAAGUUGAAAGACAUGUACUACUGCUUAAUUACUUUUAGCAAAAUUUAGCAAGAAGGGAUUAGGGUAUUUCUGUAUGUACAAUUUUUAUUGUUUAAAGAUGUGAAGUUGUGUGCAAUAUGAACCUGUAUCAUAUUGCAUACAUGUAUUUAAUAUCAUGCCUACCAACACCUUCAGCAGAGUGGUUAACCUAUUUUCUUCUGGAACUGAGUGAUCUCUGUACAAAGCCUAUGAGCAUCACAGAAUUUAGUAGUCAACAGGUUAACACAUUAUCUCCUGGAACUAAGUGGUUAUUGGACAAAAGCUUACAUUAAGUUAUAGAGUUUAGUCAGCAGGUUAACACAUUACAUCCUGGAACUGGGCGGUUAUUAGACAAAAGUUUAUAGAAAUUAUAGAAUGUGGUCAGCAGGUCAAUCCAAUGCCUACUGCAUGAACUGGAUAGUUGCUUGACAAAAGCUUAUGAAAACAUUACAGAAUUCAGUUGUUUUAACCCCUAUUUUGGGAUUGUUUCUGUGUAUACAUGCACACAGAUUCUAAUCUAAUAUUGUUUUCCUUUAUAUAGACUUAGGGUAUAUGUGCAUGGCAAAUGCAUACAGCAGGCCUAUUUAUAUACAUUUUAGACCAGUGGUAGUAUUGGUAGACAAUAAACAAGGUCCUUAGUUUAUUCUUUUGUGUUCACAAUAUCCAGAGUUCUAUCAAAGGAUUUUGAAACUUUAAACCUGUUGCUUUGCCUUUUUCCUUUUGUUCUAAGAAGAAAAUAUCUAUAAGUUCCAAGUUUCUCUUUCAUUUACCAGCAUAUUUAUUUUCUUAACUGAAUAGUACAUAAAACCUGAUCUGCUAUUCCUCAGUUGCUUAUAUACUUAUAGAUAAAAUUCAAUUUAGUAUACUUUUAGCAUAUGUCAAUGAAAUAUAUAGUUUAUAAUAUUUGAACUAUUUUAUCUUGAUUGGUUUGUUUUGAGCUGCUUAGAUUUAUUUUUUUUGUGUAUUUUAUGUUUAUUACCAUUCACAGAAUUUUUAUAAGAUGAUCCUUAUUUUGUCACAGGAAUGAGACAGGUCAUUCAUAAAGUUGUUCAGAAGUUUACAACAGCUUUUUGAAACACCCUCAAGUUUGCCUAACUCUUUGCAUCAAUUUCCCUUUUUUGUCAGUAACAAAAUGCUGCCCUCAUAGUAACAUGUUCUUUGGUAAUGAAACGUGCACUAGUGUGUGUGUGUGUUAAGAUAUGAUGGAAAUACCUAUUAAAAAUGAUAAAAAGA
This is a messenger RNA of Lytechinus pictus (painted urchin), 4257 nucleotides long. RefSeq names its product glutamate dehydrogenase, mitochondrial-like. The transcript has 12 exons. The coding region runs from base 167 to 1801 and encodes 544 amino acids. NCBI's taxonomy places the organism in Eukaryota, Metazoa, Echinodermata, Echinoidea, Temnopleuroida, Toxopneustidae. Gene Ontology annotation, biological process: L-glutamate catabolic process. The record is from RefSeq and is a predicted model, not a curated record. Gene Ontology annotation, cellular component: mitochondrion. Gene Ontology annotation, molecular function: L-glutamate dehydrogenase (NAD+) activity.